UAGGAAUCCGAAUUGUUCUUAUUUUCAGACUUUAACAUAGAAGAGUGUAGAAGAAUUGUUAAUAUUUUACCCCUGUAAAAUGGGGGACUUCAAAAAGAAGUCUGUAUCUCUUGAGACAGAGUUUGUUCUAGAACCGGGUAAGGAAGAAGCUGCCUGUGUGGAUCUAGACGGAGAAUGGGCAGAAAACUCUAAGGUUUUUCGGCAUCCUGAUUUUGUAAACCCAAAUAUUGAGUUUGUUGGAGGAGAGGUGGGGGAGGGUGGAGAUCAUAUGAAUAUUACACUUAAGAAUAUCGGAGACACAGAGAUCAAAAUCUCAGGGACUCAAAACGUCGUGCUCGUAAGUGAAGAUCCAAAUGAACCGGACCCGGGUUUGGAGAAACAAAAUAACCCGGAUCUGGGUUUGGAGAAAUCACCUGGUCCCGGUUUAAAUACAGUGGAGCAGUCAAACCCGGAGCCCUCCUCGGAUCAAGAAAGUCUAGUCGAGAAAACUGAUGAAUCUGAUGAAAAAGAGUCGGUUGGUCAAGUGAAAAAUUCGAUUUAUAUAGAUUCAGUUGAUUCUAAUGAUCAAAUUAAAGGAUCAAGUGAACAGAGUAAGGAUUCUGGAGAUCAAAUUAAAGAAUCAAGGGAUCAACAGAAGGAAUCAAAUGAUCAAGUAAAAGACUCGGAGAAAGUUGAGGAUUCAGAAGAAAAUGUAGCCAACAUGGAUGUUUCCUCGACGGUGGAUGAAACGGCAGAUGAAUCCAUGGAUAUUGAUGAACCUGAAGCUGCCUCUAAAAAUCAAACUGGUGAUGAAUGUGAAAAUAUUGACAAAGAUAAAGAUACUUCAGUAAGUGAUCUUAAAACUGCAGAUCCUAAGGAAAAGAGUAAAAGUGUCAAUGGCGAUCCUGUUGAUAAAGAGGAAAAAUCGGAAAAGAAUGAUUCAAACGUAAGUGGAGCAAGCAAAGAAGCUGAAAAUGGGAGCAUACCUGAGAAAGAAGCCGAGACAGUUGACACUCAAAGCGAAGAAAUUGACAUGGAAAGCAAAAAGAAAGAAUCAUCAAAGGAAACCGAAAAGGAGAAAGAAGACGAUAAUGUGGAAGAAAAGAAAGAAAAAUCUUCAGAUAAAAAUGAAGAGAAGAAAAUGAUUGGCGAGAAACCUAUGAUAAUGAUGUUUGUGAACGAGACUGAAGCUGAUGAGGAGAAGGAGUUAGAGGAGGAGAGUGAGAAGGAUGUAGAUGAGAAGAAAAAAGCUCUUAAGGAGGAGAAAGAGGUAGGGGAGGAGGAGAAGAAGGAGAAGGAGUCGGGGGAAGCGCAGAGAAAGGAUGAAUCAAAAACCACUAAAGAAGAUUCAGCAAUGGAAACAGACGAGAAAAUUAAUGGGGAAGCCAAGGAAUCAAAGGAAACUCCUGAUAAAAGUAAAAUAGAGUCGGAAGUAAAUUCUUUGAAGGAGGCUAAAAAAGAGAUACCUACAGAAACCCCCACAGAUAAAGAAGAGGAGAAGAAAGAGGAUAAAAAGAAACCUACCUUGAAAUUGGCCAGUUUUGCUGACAUGGCCAAUAACAGUGUUGAAAAGAAGGUAGAAACGAACCUGGACAUAAAUGAAUCUGUUGAAUAUAUUAAUGAGACUAGGAUAGAUGCUAGUGGAUGCUGUUCUGAUUGUCAUCUAAAGAUUGAGAGCUUGAAGUCUGCUGUAGUGUGGGAAACUAUGCAGUUCUGUAAUAUCACAUGUCUGGCUAAAUAUCAGUCCGGAUUAUCAAGUUGCUCGAGCUGUAAGAAAACUGUCAGUUCAUCAUCUCUUGGAAAAUACUGUGUAAGGUUUGGGUCUGAUAUAAAACAGUUCUGCUCUAAUAUGUGUUUGGAGGAUUAUAAGAAAGGACUCAAAGUCUGCUCGUACUGUCAAAAAGAUAUCUCAGGUGGUGAAGGGUUUCUGGCUCCUAUAGGGAAUAAGGGACAGUUCAAGGAUUUCUGUGAAGCCAACUGUCUCAAAAAGUAUGAGGUGAUGAACAACAUCAAGGAGCAGGAGAAGGAGGUCAUCCCCUGCUCAGUCUGUCAGGAAGUCAAGCUCAUUGAGAGAGAGAUCAUUAGGUACAAACAGAACAUCAGCACACAUUUUAUAAUCAAUACAGGGGUCUAUAUGUUCUUGAAAAUCUCCCCCCCCCCUUUCAAAAGGUCCUUUUUCUUCAGUAUAUUGGAACUAAAGGCUAGAGAUUUGAACUCUUUCUGUGGCGAAUUUUUGGAUAAAUCCUGCAGUAAGAAACCAGAUCUGGAGUACAGAGUCAACAAGCUCGCAGCCUCUGGUGUCCCUACUGAAAAGUCUACUUCUCUAAUUUUUAGGAAACAUUUUGAUCUGUCAAUUGAACCCGUGAGCUGUAUUUACUACGAUGGUAUGAUGAAAACUUACUGCAGUAAAGCCUGUCAGAACGUGUCUGUUAUGAUGAACAGGAAGAUUAUCCCCUGCGCCAACUGUAAGGUUAAAAAGUACAAUUUCGACAUGAUAGAGAUGUUUGAGAGCGGACAUGAUAAGCCUGCGAACCUAUACUGUUCCCUACACUGUAGAGCACUACUCACUGGUACUCAGGGACAAAGAAUACCACAGACAUCAACUUCAGUAAGUAACGGGUACUCACUUACUCCAGUCAUAUCUGCAGUAUCAAGUCUCGCCCCAGUAGGAGGAAUAGGGGGUCCUUCUACCCUUCCCGUUCUUCCAACUGAACCUAUUCCUCAAACUCAGCUCCAACCACAGAUACAGAUUCAGACCCAGACUGUUCGUGAGGUGGUGAAAGAAACUCAAGUUCUUCCUCCUGAGGUUCCUGAAUGGAAGAACAAGGGGAUGCAGACCAAACCUUUUAUGUUAACCAAGGGCGUAAGCUGUAGACAGAGUUCCUAUUCUAAAUCUACUCAAACUGAAACUCCUCCUCAACCAAUCAUUGUUCCAAUUCCUGUUCCCAUUCAUAUUCCUACUCCCUGCAAGAUGUAUAAUGUUCCAUUCCCCGUUCCUGUUCCCAUUCCCUUACCUUUCCCAGUUCCAGUUUUCAUUCCAACAACAAGGAACACAAUGAAAGGAAUUCUCAAGCAAAUUAAGAAAAUUCAAAAUAAGAUACCUGCGGAUCCGUAUGAAGCUGAACUAUUGGCCCUGGCUGGUGAUAUUGCUGCGCAGGACAAGGAUUCCAGUGAUAGUAAUUCAGAUGCUGAAGAUCUUGAAGCUGAUGAUUGCAGUGGUCUGGAGAAGGUUCAGAAUAUGGUUCCACUUCCUGAUCUUGAAAACGAGAUGGCUCCUGAGAGAAUAGUCCCAAAACCUUUACCCAGCUCCACACCUGAACCCCCGGGGGCCAGACAGUUCCCUGCAUAUAAUCAGUAUCCGACACAUAACAAGAGAAGAGCCAGCCAAAGAGAUUCUGAUGCCGAUGAUCAAGAGUCCGAGGAAGAUUGGAAACCACAAUCUAUCUGGGACCAGAGACCACCAACCAGACAGCGACAGCCACAAAGACGACAGCGGGGAAGAAAUACACAGCAAAAUAAACGAGCGAGGGUAGAUACAGUAAGAGAGCAGCAGGCAGCAGCCGUGAUAGCGCAGCAGCCUAAAGAGCGUCCUGAUGUCAACCACCAUCUCAAGUUUACCUACGGGGUGAAUGCGUGGAAGCACUGGGUAGUUGGUAAAAACGCCGAGUUAGAGAAACAACGUGCACAGGGGAAGUAUCAGAAAUCAUUUGAGACAGAUAUCCUGAAAUUGAGAGCUGAUGAAUUAAAUUUUACGCUGUGUAUGUUCGUAAAAGAGGUCAAGAAACCCAAUGGAGAUUCCUAUGCUGCGGACAGUAUACUCUACUUAGUACUAGGAAUACAGGUUAGGAAAAAACAAAAUGAAAUUCAAUACACCCUUCUUACUGGGCUUGGGCAACGCCGGGCACUUGUAAUCAAUAUUAUUAUUAAUUUAUAUCAGGGACAAAAGAAUGAGGAGAGGAAGAUGUAUGAGCAGCAUGAAAACCAUGAGAACCCUCUCCGUUGUCCGGUCAAACUAUACGAGUUCUACCUUUCUAAGUGUCCUGAAUCUACGAAGAACAGAAAUGAUAUGUUUUAUCUUCAACCUGAGAGGAACUGUGUACCAGAUAGUCCAGUCUGGUUUUCUAUGGAGAAGAUGUUAUCUCGACUUCUGAUGGUGAGAGAAGUACAAGAACAUAUGCUGGCCGCUGAUCAAUAA
This is a messenger RNA of Eurytemora carolleeae, 4174 nucleotides long. Its product is annotated as zinc finger MYM-type protein 3. Bases 80 to 4174 code for a protein of 1364 amino acids. The record is from RefSeq and is a predicted model, not a curated record. The transcript has 29 exons. Gene Ontology annotation, molecular function: zinc ion binding. Lineage: Eukaryota; Metazoa; Arthropoda; Copepoda; Calanoida; Temoridae.